Colletotrichum lupini is the source of this 708-nucleotide messenger RNA. RefSeq lists its product as uncharacterized. Bases 1 to 708 code for a protein of 235 amino acids. The transcript has 3 exons. NCBI's taxonomy places the organism in Eukaryota, Fungi, Ascomycota, Sordariomycetes, Glomerellales, Glomerellaceae. The record is from RefSeq and is a predicted model, not a curated record.
AUGAGGGUCGUUCCAGCGGAGAAUCUAAUCAGCGCCAUGCGAAAGUAUCGCAUCAUUUUCGGAUCACAAUUCAAUAACGUGACGGCCCUCAGCAAGCCGAGUGAUCUCUGGAGAAACGGGAUCGUCGUCAGAGUUCCUCUUCUGACGGGCGCAGUGGGGCAAGAGGGGCGUGGGCUGGUCAAUGACAAAACGAUUGUCUCCUUGUAUCGCUCUGAUACCCGAGUCAAUAAUGACUUUGAUCUUGCUUCGGUCAUUGACACUGAUUUGCUCUGGUCUUGUGUACGUUUUCUCCUCAACCGAACCUCCCCAAAACUUGAAGUCGCUGACGAACAGGCGGGGCCUCAAUCCACCCUUGCCUCAAUAGCAGCCUCGAAUAACAUCUCUACCCGGCUCUAUCACUUCAUCAGCUCCAUUCCAAAUCUCUUCCCUAAAGAGUACGACUGGCUAGGCAAAUUUCACGGCUUGGAGAUUGUUCUUCUCUUCACCGAUCCGGAUACCACACCUUACACCCCUCAGACAUAUGCAGUGUAUGAAUACUUCAGGGGCGUCGUUGCGCGCUUUCUGAAGAAUCCUUCCGCAGGCCCUGGGUGGCCGGCCGUGGGGUCGUCUUAUGCUCCAAUCGACGUCGCGGUUCUGGGGGAUGUGGUUGAUACCUCGAGCGUCAAGACGGUGUCGAAUUCUACGGCCAUGAAUGAGAGACAUCGAUGA